This is a messenger RNA of Crotalus tigris (Tiger rattlesnake), 4412 nucleotides long. RefSeq names its product zinc finger protein 658B-like. The coding region runs from base 511 to 4143 and encodes 1210 amino acids. Gene Ontology annotation, biological process: regulation of immune system process; regulation of cytokine production; negative regulation of transcription by RNA polymerase II. Lineage: Eukaryota; Metazoa; Chordata; Lepidosauria; Squamata; Viperidae. The record is from RefSeq and is a predicted model, not a curated record. The transcript has 3 exons.
CAGGAAUUCUGGGAGUUCACGAGUCAUAAAAGAGCCAAGGUUGCCUACCCUUGCCCUGGAGAGAAAAGGUCGGUAAAUGUCGAUCAAAAAGAAAAAAAAAACCGGGCAAACGCCUCAGGAUGGAGAUCGGACAAGCGUGUUUUUCAGCCUUAUGCCGCUCGAUGGCGCUCUAAAGAUCAACAAGAGCCGCCACUAGAAAAGAGCAUUAGAUUGCUAGAGAGGACGUCGGAGGAGAGGAGAAGCGUAGAGGAACUUCCUCUUCCGGCUCACCCAUGGGAGGAUAGACGCGUGGAGGGCGGUUCUCGUGCUCUUCCCGGGGUCGAAGCAGCAACUGGAAGAUGAAGAGGAUGCCAAGAACAACAUUCUGGACAAGUGAGAAUCAAAAAGAGCAUUAAAGGAGAAAGCAAAUCCAGCCAGUGAUCAAACUUUUUUUACCUUCUUCUCCAGAAAAAAACGAAGCACUCCACGAAAAGGUCAAGGGGGGGAUCAUAUCCAAAUUCAGAAAAAAAGAUGGAAAUAUCUGGAAAUCAGUGGGGAGGCAGCUUUCACAUGGAUAGCCACAUAGGGCAGGCAGUCAUGCAAGCUUUGCCCUUUGAAGAUGAACAAAAGAGUAUUUUGAAUCAAAGCACUGUGCAAGAAAAGAUUGAAAAUAUUUUUGAUCUUCCAAAUCCAGGAAUAUUAGUGGUGGAAAAGCCCAGCAGAUCUACAUACGAGAAAAGCAUAGAUUGCAGAUCACAACUGAUUACGCCUGAAGGGAUGCACACCGGAGAGAAACCUAAUGAAUGUUCUGAGUGUGGAAAGCUAUUUUGCUACGGCUCCCAUCCUUUUGAGGAUAAUAGGACCUACAACGAGGGGAAUCCAUACCAGUGCUCUGAAUGUGAUAAGAGUUUUCACAAGAACACACCCCUAAUGAUACACCAUAAGACACACACAGGAGGGAAACCAUAUGAGUGUAUGGAUUGUGGGAAGCAUUUUACUUACAAUUCCCACCUGGUGAAACACCAGAGAACUCACACCGGGGAGAAACCUUAUGAGUGUCCAGAUUGUAGGAAAAGGUUCCGUACUAAUUCACACCUGGUGGCGCACAAGAGGAUUCACACAGGGGAGAAACCAUAUCAGUGUCUGGAUUGUGGGAAAAGUUUCAGUCGGAAUUCCCAACUAGUAAUCCACCGGAGGACACACACAGGAGAGAAUCUAUAUGAGUGUCUGGACUGUGGGAAAAGUUUCAGUCAGAAUUCCCAUCUGGUGGUACACCAGAGGACACACACAGGAGAGAAACCGUAUGAAUGUCCAUAUUGUGGGAAACAUUUCAGUUACAGUUCCAACCUGGCAGCACACCAGAGGAUUCACACCGGAGAGAAAUCGAAUGAGUGUCCGGAUUGUGGGAAAAGUUUCAGUCGGAAUUCCUACCUCGUGAUACACCACAGGACUCAUACUGGGGAGAAACCGUAUGAGUGUCCAGAUUGUGGAAAAAGUUUUAUUCACAGUUCUGAACUGGUGAGACACCAGAGGACGCACACGGGAGAGAAACCAUAUGAAUGUCCAGACUGCGGGAAAACUUUCAGUCAGAGUUCCAGCCUGGUGUCACACAAGAGAACUCACACUGGGGAAAAACCAUUUGAGUGUCCAGAUUGUGGGAAAACUUUCAGUCAGAGUUGUUACCUGGUUAUACAUGAGAGGACUCACACAGGGGAGAAACCAUAUGAGUGUCUAUAUUGUGGGAAAAGUUUCAUUCGGAAUUACUCCUUAGUGAUACACCAGAGGACUCACACAGGGGAGAAACCGUACGAGUGUAUUGAUUGUGGGAAAAGUUUCCGUCUUAAUUCCCACCUGGUUGUCCAUCAGAGGACUCAUUCUGAGAAGAAACCAUAUGAGUGUCAGGAUUGUGGGGAAAGUUUCACUCAGAAUUGCCUUUUGGUGUACCACCAAAGGCGACACACAGGAGAGAAACCUUAUGAGUGCCCAGAUUGUGGGAAAAGUUUCAGUAACAAUUCCCACCUGGUGGUGCACCAGAGUAUUCACACAGGAGAGAAACCGUAUGAGUGCCAGGAUUGUGGCAAAACUUUUAGUCGCAAUUCUCACCUGCUGAUACAUCAGAGGUCUCACACAGGAGAGAAACCGUAUGUGUGUCAGGAGUGUGGGAAAACUUUCAGUCGGAAUUCCCACAUGGUGAUACACCAAAGGACUCACACGGGAGAGAAACCAUACGAGUGUCCUGAUUGUGGGAAAGGGUUCGCCACUAAGUCUAAACUUGUAAUUCAUGUAGCUUUACACAUUGGGGAGAAACCUUUCAAAUGCCCAGAGUGUGGACGUUGCUUCACACAAAAUUCCUCCCUUACUGCACACAAGAAAAUCCACACAGGGGAGAAACCAUAUGAGUGUCUGGAUUGUGGGAAAAGAUUCAGUCAGAAUUCCCAUCUGAUGAGCCACCACAAGACUCACACUGGGGAGAAACCAUACGAGUGUCCAGAUUGUGGGAAAAGUUUCAGUCACAAUUCUGACUUGGUGGUACAUCAGAGGACACACACAGGAGAGAAACCAUAUGAGUGUACAGACUGUGGCAAAGGUUUCAGUCACAGUUCAAACCUGGUGAUACACAAGAGGACUCAUACUGGGGAGAAACCAUAUGAAUGUCUGGAUUGUGGGAAAAGUUUCAGUCAGAAUUAUGCCCUGGUGAUACACAAGAGGACUCAUACUGGGGAAAAACCAUAUCAAUGUUUAGAUUGUGGGAAAAGUUUCAGUCAGAAUUCCCACCUGGUGAUACACCAGAGGACUCACACUGGGGAGAAACCGUAUGAGUGUCCAGAUUGUGGAAAAAGUUUCAGUCACAAUUCUGAUCUUGUGGUACAUCAGAGGACACAUACUGGAGAGAAACCAUACAAGUGUCCCAACUGUGAAAAAACGUUCAGUCAUAGUUCAAACCUGGUGAUACAUAAGAGGACUCACACUGGGGAGAAACUGUAUGAAUGUCUUGAUUGUGGGAAAAGUUUCAAUCACAAUUCUGAUCUGGUAUUACAUCAGAAAACACAUAUAGGAGAGAAACCAUGUGAGAGUCAGGAAUGUGGUAAAACUUUCAGUCAGAAUUACCACUUGGAGAGCCACCAGAUGUCUCACACUGAGGAAAAAACAUAUGAGAGUCUGGAUUGUGGGAAAAGAUUCAGUCAGAAUUCUGAUGUUGUGAUAUACCAGAAGAUUCACACUGAAGAGAAGCUAUACAAGUGUCCAGAUUUCACUCAGGAUUCCCACCUGGUGACACAUCAGAGGUCUCACACUCAGAAGGCACCAUAUAAGUGUACAGAUUGCGAGAAACACUUCAUUCAAAAUUCCAACCUGGUUGUACAUCAAAGGACACACAUAAGACAGAAACUGUAUGAGUGUCAGGAGUGUGGCAAAAUCUUCAGUCACAAUUGCCACCUGGUGAUACACCAGAGGACUCACACUGGGGAGAAACCGUUUGAGUGUCCAGAUUGUGGGAAAAGUUUCAGUCGUAAUUCCUACCUGAUGAUACACCAGAGAACACACACAGGAGAGAAACCAUAUGAGUGUUCAAAUUGUGGGAAAAGUUUCAGACAGAAUUAUGAUCUGGUAAUACACCAGAGGACUCACACUGGGGAAAAACCAUAUGAGUGUCUGGAUUGUGGGAAAUGUUUCCGUCGGAAUUCUCACUUGGUGAUACACCACAGGACUCACACAGGGGAGAAAUCAUACAAGUGUCUGGAAUGUGGGAAAAACUUUAGUCGAAAUUCUGAGCUGGUUAUACAUCAAAGGAUUCACACAGGGGAGAAACGGUAUGAAUGUCUGGAUUGUGGGAAAAGUUUCAGUCAAAAUUAUACAUUGGUGAUACACCAGAGGACUCACACUGGGGAGAAACCAUACGAGUGUCCUAAUUGUGGGAAAACUUUCAGUCGGAAUUCUGAGUUGGUGAUACAUCAUAGGACUCACACAGGGGAGAAACCAUAUGAAUGUCCGGAUUGUGGGAAAAGUUUUAGUACUAGGCCUAAACUUAUAAAUCAUGUAGGUUUACACAUUGGGGAGAAACCUUUCAAAUGUCCAGAGUGCGGACGGUGCUUCAUACAAAAUUCCUCCCUUACUGCACAUAAGAAAAUCCAUAUGAAGCAGAAGGUGAAUGUAGGGAAGGCUUGAAUUUCAUUGCUGCCUUUAGACGUAUGGCUGAGAAAUUAACUAAUUUCUGGGCUUGUUCAUUUAGUCAAAUGUGCUUCAGUAUUAGAGAUAAGGGAGAAAAGAAAACUUGUUAGUUUUCUAAGGGCUAAUUUCCCGUAUCUGGCUAUCAGCAAAAGUUACUGGAUAUUCACUUGUUCAGAAAUUGUGCAAUUCUGCAAAAAAAACCAAAAACCUAUUAGGGUAUUUUUUGCUUAUUGAUAAUCAUGCAUAAUAGAAAUACCACAAAUAGA